Messenger RNA from Nipponia nippon (crested ibis), 1640 nucleotides. The record is from RefSeq and is a predicted model, not a curated record. Lineage: Eukaryota; Metazoa; Chordata; Aves; Pelecaniformes; Threskiornithidae.
AUGGCCGCUGCAGAAAUACAGUUGAUUUUAUUUUUUAAAUAUCAAGGUGACCAUGCUGUUCUGUGUGUCAGAAUCAAGAACGUAGCAGUAGCUGUGACAAAAGCAGCUAGACUUCACCUGUUUCAAGCACAGGAAUGGCAGAAGCUGCAGAACAGUAUCCAAGAUCACAGCUGUACAGAGAAGUUCUCUAAAGCUCAGCUGACAAUGACUGUGAACCACACAGAGCAAAAUCUGACAGUGUCCCAGAUUCCUUAUCCGGAAACAUGGUAUGUGUUUUAUGUAGACAAGUUUACCUGCGAGGAGAAUUAUUCUGAAUCCGAGGAUAUUCAGUUUGAAAUGGUCUUACUAAACCCAGAUGCAGAAGGGAAUCCAUUAGAUCACUUUAGCGCAGGGGAAUCUGGAUUACAUGAAUUCUUUUUCCUGCUUGUCCUAGCAUACUUCGUAACUGCUUGCAUAUAUGCACAGUCCCUAUGGCAAACAAUUAAGAAGCGUGGACCUAUGCAUACUGUAUUAAAGGUGUUGACAGUUGCAUUGCUGUUGCAGGCUGGUUCAGCUUUUGCCAACUACCUGCAUUUCUCAAGUUACUCUAGAGAUGGAGUGGGAGCACCUUUUAUGGGAAGUCUGGCAGAAUUGUGUGACAUAGUCUCACAGAUACAAAUGCUGUAUUUAUUGUUGAGUCUGUGUAUGGGUUGGACGAUAGGCAGAAUGAAGAAAUCUCAUGGCAGACCUCUUCAGUGGGAUUCCACUCCAACAUCUACUGGCAUUGCUGUGGUAGUUGUUGUGACACAGAGCUUUUUAUUAAUCUGGGAGCAGUUUGAAGAUACGAAUCACCACAGCUACCAUUCACACCAUGGCUUAGCAAGCGGACUGCUUAUUGGCCUCAGAGUUUGCCUAGCUUUGUCACUGGCUGCUGGUCUUCACCAGAUCAUCACAGCAGAGAGAAGCACGCUGAAAAGGGAGUUCUAUAUCACCUUUGCCAAAGCCUGCAUUCUCUGGUUUUUGUGCCACCCAUGUCUUGCAACCAUUUCUGUAAUAUUCAGAGAAUAUCAAAGAGAAAAGAUUAUUACCAUAGGGGUUAUCCUCUGUCAGUGCAUCUCCAUGGUUAUCCUCUACAGACUUUUUCUAUCUCAUAGCCUAUAUUGGGAAGUAUCUUCACUGUCAUCAGUGACAUUGCCACUAACAGUAUCCUCUGGACAUAAAAAUCGACAUCACUUCUGAGAUGUUUAGGAAGAAUACAUUAUUUAAUAAAUGUGCAAUAAUGACCUAAAUACACAAGUAUUUUUGUUACAGGUGUGUGAUACAUUGGUUUCACUGGAAAAGUGAGUGAUAAUAUCGGGGCACUUCACAGACCUUUGGUCUGACAAAGUCCCUAGAUUAAUCUGUUAAAGGUAUUGUGGAGUGGAAAAAUCCAUAAUUUGAAUAAUUAUAUAUUGUUUAUGUGUGGCAUGUGGUGCUGAGCUGUGUCACAGAAAAGUACAAUGAAUCUUUUCUCUCCCAUUCACAGCCACAAAAAAUGUCCUUACUUUAUAUCAAUACUAGGUUUGAAGAUCUUAUAAAAUGCAGUUCUUAAAACAUCCACAAGCUCAAACAAGUCUGAAACAGGCCAGUUGUGAAAUUGGCGUGAUGUGUAACGAUGAGUA